AGGAAGCUGCUCCCGAGAGGAGAGUAGAGCAGUCAGGCUUAGUCAGCGGUUCGAGAUUGGGUCUCUUGAAAAGGAUUUACUAUAUUUUGUUUCUUUACUGUACAAGGAUGGCCCUUUCUUCAGGGAGCGAAGAUUUAUUUGACUGUAUUCUCAUGGCGGACGACAAGUUCCACGUGGAGGGCUACCAUGAGGGGUUUGACGAGGGCACGCGACAAGGGAUAAUGGAGGGUCGACUGCACGGGGCGACGCACGGCGCCAAGCUUUCAACAGAGGUCUCCUUCUACCAUGGCUUCGCAGUCACCUGGAAGAGUAUUCUUCAGAACAGCACAGAUCCCAAAGCCAGGAAGCGGCUGAAGGCUCUGGAGGUUUUGCUUUCGUUGCUCGAGAAGUUUCCCAGUGACAACCCUCAAUAUGAGAACCUACAGGAGGACAUGGAGAAGCUUCGUGCCAAGUUCAGACAGGUCUGUUCCCUACUGAAUGUACCCACAGACUUCCGUGAGUAUGUUCAUGGCUCUGGAGGAAUCACUUUCUGAGGAGGGCUGAUCCCUCCAACCAAGGGCAGGAAAGGCCAAGAUGGCCGACCUCUGUGUUAGUUAGCGGGUCAGAGUGCCCCCCUCAAAGGUGGACCAACCAGCCAGAUGUCACAUGCUGCUGUGCUGUGAUCUCUAAGAGAAGAGUUGGUGUGUUCUGGUUGGCUGUUGCCAUUGGAGAUGAGGAUGUUUGUGUUCUCAGAGUGAGGUGAUUUGAUAGUGGGGUGUUGCUGAUGAAGUGUUGAACUGGUGGGGCGUUUGUGGGAACAUUUGGAGUGUGGACCAAAAGACCAUAAAACGAUCAGGCUCCUGGUCAUCCAGGUUCUAGUGACGGACCAGAUUUAGGUAUAUAAUGCUGUAUGAUGGAGUUAAUAAAAUAUAUCUAAAACGUUAUGGGUAUGCUGUAAAGGGUUCUGUGUUUAUUUUAUUAUUCUGUUCAGACAGAGUGCAAAGAGACUGGAGAAACAAAGGAACUUACUCUUCAUCCAAAAGAGCCUCUGUUCAAAUAAAUACAGCAUAUACAAAUACAACUUCCCAGUGUUGAGUGGGUUGUCCAUUAGGUGCUGUCUGGCUGCGGAGGCUGCUGUACUUAAAGAGGGUUAGGUGUUGGGCAGGUUUGCUUGACUGGGUGGGUUUGCGAUCUACUGAGGAGGACUAAGAAGAACCCAAAGGGAAUCUGCACACUGAAAACAGAACAUUUUGGAGAACUUGUAUUACACAGAAGUGAAACUGCUGCAUUUUACUCACACAGGAAUUAAAGGCUUAUGUUAU
This is a messenger RNA of Hypomesus transpacificus, 1301 nucleotides long. RefSeq names its product LTO1 maturation factor of ABCE1 (gene lto1). Bases 108 to 533 code for a protein of 141 amino acids. Lineage: Eukaryota; Metazoa; Chordata; Actinopteri; Osmeriformes; Osmeridae. The record is from RefSeq and is a predicted model, not a curated record. The transcript has 5 exons.